Drosophila nasuta is the source of this 987-nucleotide messenger RNA. Its product is annotated as serine-threonine kinase receptor-associated protein. Gene Ontology annotation, biological process: spliceosomal snRNP assembly. The transcript has a single exon. Bases 1 to 987 code for a protein of 328 amino acids. Gene Ontology annotation, cellular component: SMN complex. Gene Ontology annotation, molecular function: RNA binding; protein binding. Lineage: Eukaryota; Metazoa; Arthropoda; Insecta; Diptera; Drosophilidae. The record is from RefSeq and is a predicted model, not a curated record.
AUGUCGCAAGUGCCGGUUAAUUGUUUGGGCCACAUGGGAAAUGUGGUGAGCUUGGCUUAUAGCAAAGUCUGCACUUCUGGCUAUUAUUUGGCCUCUGCCUGCGACGAUGGGCAGUCGAUGCUGCGUCAUGGCGACACCGGAGACUGGGUUGGCAACUUUGCAACGGAGGGCGAUGCAAUGCUCAGCGUCGACAUCAAUCGGGAUGCAACGCUAUUGGCAACUGGUGGCGUCGAUUGCUCAGCUCGCAUUUGGAAUGCUAUCGAUGGGAAUCAUUUGAUGAAUGUUAUGCUGCAAUCCCCGGUGCGGAGUGUGGCACUUUCCAAGGACUCAACGUUGCUGGCUGUGGGUUGUGCGGAUCGCCAAUUUGACCAUACUUGCGAUAAAAUUCUAUAUGUCUACAAUCUGGCCAAUGAGUUGGUAUAUCCCAGAGUCCUAUCGGGACUGACGCGAGGUGUGCGCGAUUUGGUGUUCUGUCGGGAUGAUCGAAUGGUGCUCUCCUCCUCGCAUGAUCGCACCGUGCGUCUGUGGGAUCUCAUUAGUGACCGGAAAACCCAUUCCAUGGUGCUGCCUCAUCAUGCCAAAUCAUUGGAGCUAUGCGGCGAUGGACGCACUCUAACUAUUGCCUAUGGUCGCAGCAUUGUCUUCCUCGAUGUGGAUCGCUUCGAGGUGCUGAAAAAAUUUAAACUGCCUGCUCGAUUGAUGAGCGCUUCGUUGCAUCCGGAGAGGAAGACGUUUGUCUGUGCGGGCAGCAAUAGGGUUAUCUACAAAUGCGACUACGCAACUGGCGAAAUACUAGAGAGCUUUGUGGCGCAUGAUAGCAAAGUGCGGUGCAUCAGGUACAGUCCCGAUGGUGAGGUAUUUGCCACAUGCGCGAACAAUGGCGGACUUCGUUUGUGGCAGCAAAAUGUGGGCAAGACGUACGCAUUGUGGGGCACUCGAUCUGACGAUGUGGAAGACUAUGAUAAUAUAUCCGUCCGCACAAUUUGA